AUGACUUAUAAGAAACCACAAAAGGAAAACCCUUCAGUUAAAGUGGUGACGUUCCAAAACCAAAGAUGUCGGAUAUUAAAAUCAACAUCGAGGACACAAAGCCACAAAAAAUGCUCGGUUUUCGGCACUUCCAGUUCGUUUUGUUCUUCAUCUUCCAACUGGUGUUUUUCGGAAUGCGAACAUCUCUCUCAGUUGCCAUCAUCUCAAUGACUGAAAAGUCUCCCCCAAAUCGUAGCAUUCCCACGUACCCACAAUGGGACAACACUGACACAAUCUUAUCGUCAUUUUUCUGGGGAUAUAUCAUCCCCCAAGUGGUCGCGGGUCAACUGAGCGAACGCUACGGUCCCAAAUGGUUCCUGGUUGUUACCAUGAUCAUUGGUUCCAUCAUCAAUAUCGCUAUUCCGACCAUGGCCCAAAUUAUGGGUUCCACCGGGGUGAUAAUAUGCCGGGUACUGCAAGGCAUAUGCCAGGCUUUUAUGUACCCAGGAACCCACAAUUUGAUAAGCCAAUGGACCCCAGUUUUCGAAAGGUCACUAGUUGCGAAUUUUGUCUAUGGAGGUGCCUCUUUGGGCAUUGCGGUUUGUAUGCCAGUAACUGGGGCCAUUUCUGGGUCAGAGAUGGGGUGGCCUGUGGCGUUUUACGUCUAUGGGGGUUUGGGGAUUGCCACAGCAGUACUUUUUAUUUUUUGGGCCGAAAACUCUCCCUCAAGUAGUACCAGGAUAUCGAAAGAGGAGCAAAAAUAUAUCGAGGCUAAUACCGAUAUUUCCAAUUCGGGGAAAAAGUACCCAACUCCGUGGAAAUCAAUCCUGACUUCGGUACCAAUGUAUGCAAUGCUAAUAGCUGGGGUUUCGCAAUGUUGGGGUUGUUUCACCCUUCUGACGGAGAUACCAACCUAUUUGGCCAACAUCAUGAAUUUUGAUAUCAAUUCUAACAGUCAGUUAUCAGCACUGCCCUACUUUGCCCAGUUUUUCGUGGGGCUUUUUAUCUCGCCUCUGGCUGAUUUAAUUGCGGCCAAAAACCUGGUCAGUAUUUCGACUUCGCGUAAAAUUUUCAACUCUUUGGCGUCGUAUUUGCCCGCUGCGGCUUUGAUCUACUUGGCGUUUUUGGAAAAUUUUGAAACUAAUCUCGUGGUGACACUUUUGGUGAUUACGGUCAGUACCGCGCAAUUUGCACAGUCGGGUUAUUGGAUUAAUUUGAUCGAUGUUGCACCAAACCAUUCGGCAACACUUCUGGGAAUGGUCAAUGGUACUAACAACAUUUUCUCGCUUUUGGCACCGCUGACGGUGGGAUUUCUUGGCAAUGAUAAGAAAGACCCGAUUUUGUGGCGGAAGGUUUUCCUGCUAGCGGCUGGAAUUUACGCCGUUUGUGGUACGUUCUACGUGAUUUUUACCUCAGCUGAGGUACAACCGUGGAACAACAUUGACGAAGACGAAGAGUCUGAUCAAGAAUCUGUUACGAAAAAGACUGAAACUUUGGCAAAAUACUGAUUUUGUAUGUUAAUAAAUUUGAUAAAAAAUU
Molecule: messenger RNA, 1518 nt
Organism: Tribolium castaneum (red flour beetle)
Lineage: Eukaryota; Metazoa; Arthropoda; Insecta; Coleoptera; Tenebrionidae
Product: putative inorganic phosphate cotransporter
Exons: 5
Coding region: 66-1487 (473 amino acids)
Biological process (GO): transmembrane transport; monoatomic anion transport
Cellular component (GO): membrane
Molecular function (GO): transmembrane transporter activity
Source: RefSeq, a predicted model, not a curated record